AUGCCCUCCUUCUCCCCUUGUUUUGCAGGGAAUUUCAAAGGUCUGUGCAAGCAAAUCGAUCACUUCCCAGAGGAUGCAGAUUACGAAGCUGACACAGCAGAAUAUUUCCUCCGGGCCGUGAGGGCCUCAAGCAUUUUCCCGAUCCUGAGUGUGAUUCUGCUUUUCAUGGGUGGCCUCUGCAUUGCAGCCAGCGAGUUCUACAAAACUCGACACAACAUCAUCCUGAGUGCCGGCAUCUUCUUCGUGUCUGCAGGUCUCAGUAACAUCAUUGGCAUCAUAGUGUACAUAUCUGCCAAUGCCGGAGACCCCUCCAAGAGUGACUCCAAAAAGAAUAGUUACUCAUACGGCUGGUCCUUCUACUUCGGGGCCCUGUCCUUCAUCAUCGCCGAGAUGGUCGGGGUGCUGGCGGUGCACAUGUUUAUCGACCGGCACAAACAGCUGCGGGCCACGGCCCGCGCCACGGACUACCUCCAGGCCUCUGCCAUCACCCGCAUCCCCAGCUACCGCUACCGCUACCAGCGCCGCAGCCGCUCAAGCUCGCGCUCCACGGAGCCCUCACACUCCAGGGACGCCUCCCCCGUGGGUAUCAAGGGCUUCAACACCCUGCCAUCCACGGAGAUCUCCAUGUACACGCUCAGCAGGGAUCCCCUGAAGGCCGCCACCACGCCCACCGCCACCUACAACUCCGACAGGGAUAACAGCUUCCUCCAGGUUCACAACUGUAUCCAGAAGGAGAACAAGGACUCUCUCCACUCCAACACAGCCAACCGCCGGACCACCCCCGUAUGAAAACCGCGGGGCCUCGCCAG
Molecule: messenger RNA, 809 nt
Organism: Mandrillus leucophaeus (drill)
Lineage: Eukaryota; Metazoa; Chordata; Mammalia; Primates; Cercopithecidae
Gene: CACNG2
Product: calcium channel, voltage-dependent, gamma subunit 2
Exons: 3
Coding region: 1-789 (262 amino acids)
Biological process (GO): transmission of nerve impulse; regulation of AMPA receptor activity; postsynaptic neurotransmitter receptor diffusion trapping
Cellular component (GO): voltage-gated calcium channel complex; AMPA glutamate receptor complex; postsynaptic density membrane
Molecular function (GO): channel regulator activity; voltage-gated calcium channel activity
Source: RefSeq, a predicted model, not a curated record